This is a messenger RNA of Fusarium sp. VM40, 1041 nucleotides long. Lineage: Eukaryota; Fungi; Ascomycota; Sordariomycetes; Hypocreales; Nectriaceae. The record is from the annotation of a GenBank genome assembly.
AUGGAUUUCGCGGCUUUGAUGAACAAGGAGCUCUCAAAGAGCAAGAAGGGCUCAGGCAAUGACGAAAAGAAGUACCUAAAACGAUCGGAAAUCGAAGCGCAAAGAAAAGAAGCCUACCUUGCCGAACAAAAAGCCAUUGAGGCCGAACGCCAAGCUAAAGCCGCCGCCAAACGCAAACGAGAAGAAGAUGCCGCCACUGAGAACGCCGCACGCGAGGAGAAGCGUCGCAAACUAGCUGAAGAUAUGCGCAGGAGGCGCGAAGAGCAAGAUGCCGAAGAAGAGCGCGCCCGAAGGAAGCGACUUGGUUUACCCGAAAUGGUCAAGGCUAAGAGUGAAGAUGCUGAGGAUGGCGUUCACGCGAGCGACGACGUUCCUGAAGAAGAACUUGUGGAAAAGCUGAGAGGAUUGGGCGAACCGGUUGUCUUGUUCGGUGAGAGCCACGCUGCGAGGGUUAGAAGAUACCGCAGAUUGACGACAGUGGUCUCGAAGGGACCUAUUCCGACAACGCUAGAACUUGUGGACGAAAAAGAUAUGAAGGUCGACAGCGAGCUGCCGAAGGAUAAAGAAGGCAGGAAGUGGCUGUUUAGACAGCUGGCGAGCUACUUUACGAUGGUUCUCACAGAAUAUGAACGUGCUAUGGAGGCCGAGAGACGAGAUACAAGCGCCAGUAAAAUAGCAUACAAUGCGAUGGUGCAGACACGAGAGAACAUGAAACCGCUUUUCCGCAAAUUUGAACAGGGUGAGCUCGACGACGAUAUUCUCAAGCCUGUCAUAGAGAUUGUCCAAGCUCUUCAGGAGCGUCGUUACGUCGAUGCCAACGAUGGAUACCUGCGUUUGAGUAUUGGCAAGGCAGCAUGGCCCAUUGGUGUUACCAUGGUUGGUAUCCACGAGCGCAGUGCUCGCGAGAAGCUUCACAAUGGAGAGAAAGGCCAUGUUAUGGGUGAUGAGGUUACACGCAAGUAUCUGCAGAGCAUCAAGCGUUGUCUCACCUUUGCGCAAGUCCGAUGGCCACCUACAGACUUGCAACAGUUGAUGGGCUAG